UCUCCCGUCCGCCAGGACGCCGCCGCAUUUCGUCCUCCAAACUCCGACAAGCGAUGAGGUUUUACCGGCGUGUUAUUUUGAUAUCCCCUCCUCUCAUAAUGUUUGGACCGUUUUAAUAGACAUUUCCACCGUUACUUUGACACUGAGGAUGUUCGAUGGAAUUGUGAGAGCGCACCCGCUGCCUAUCGACGAGAACUUGUCGGGAGUAAUGAAGUCGAGAGGAGCAACUUUUGACCACCAACCGAAUCGCUCCUGACCAAGCAAUCUAUCUAUCUAUCCGAGCUAAGCUGUUAGCCGCGCGCGCGUGUGUGGAAUGCCGUGGAAUCUGUCGCCAACUGAAAGAGGAGCAAGCCUCCACAACUAGCCACGUAAUGGCCUGGACAGCGGCUCCGUGACAUUAAGCGUCAACUUUGAGGGAGAAACCCGUCGACCGGCGGCUGCAUCCUUAUUCCCGGGGGCAGGUGCACCUCCUCCCUGCGGCACCUGCGACGAAGCCUCGGCGGUGCUAGCUUUAGCAUCGAGCACAAGUGGGACACUUUGUCAAUGUUUCUCCCCGUCGAAGUUCGAACUAUUUAACGCCGGGAAUGCGCAGUGUUACGCUUAAAAACUCACGCCUACUACACUAGGGGACAUUUAAUCGACUUUAGCUGAGCGUUGAGCCAGCCACUUGUAGCCGGGAGUCGACGGAGUGGUGUGGGAUAAAGUUACAGUCCCGUGUGGGACGCUCCUCGCCGAGGGACUUUGGUCAGUGUCAAGAGCCCAGGCGGGGAAUUCCCCUCCUUUUCAAGCACUACAUCCAACAACAUGCGGAGCUCAACAAGUCACCCUUUGCUUUUUUAAUUUAGCUUCUUAAGCCCUGCACCCUAUGGUGCCAUUACGGCCACCGAGAAAUGGAUGUCUCGCAGGCCGCUUUCCCAAACGGUGAAGGGCGGCCGGGCGGCGGCGGCGACGAGGAUGGAGGAGGAGGGAGUCGGGCACAUGCCUGGACAGACUGUCCCACGCACGCUUGGGCUCACUCGGCACCCCUGUGCCCGACCCGAUCGCUGUGGACGGCGGCGUACGACUACGAAGCGAGCGGCGAGGACGAGCUCAGCCUUUGCCGCGGCGACGUGGUGGAGGUCCUGUCCAAGGACGCGGCCAUCUCCGGCGACGAGGGCUGGUGGACGGGCAAAAUCAACCACCGCGUCGGCAUCUUCCCCUCCAACUAUGUCACCUACCAGCCGGCCAUUUACCGUCUGCCCAUCACCAGCAGCGUGGGGGAGCGGGUCCCAGCUUCGCCCGUCCGGAUCCCCUUCUCCGAGCUGGUGCUGGAGGAGAUCAUUGGUGUGGGGGGCUUCGGCAAAGUGUACCGCGGCACGUGGAAGGGCCAAGAGGUGGCCGUUAAGGCGGCCCGGCAGGACCCCGACGAGGACAUUAUGGCCACGGCUGCCAGCGUCAAGCAGGAGGCCAAGCUGUUCUCCAUGCUGCAGCACCCUAACAUCAUCAAGCUGGAGGGGGUGUGCCUGGACGAGCCCAACUUGUGCCUGGUCAUGGAGUACGCCCGAGGGGGCACGCUCAACCGGGCGCUGACCGGCAGGCGAAUCCCGCCGCACAUCCUCGUCAACUGGGCCGUGCAGAUUGCACGCGGGAUGCACUACCUGCACGAGGAGGCCGUGGUCAUCCACCGAGACCUCAAGUCCAGCAACAUUCUGUUACUUGAAACGAUCGAGAACGACGACAUCGGCAGGAAGACGUUGAAGAUCACAGACUUUGGCCUGGCCCGGGAGUGGCACAAGACCACCAAGAUGUCGGCAGCGGGCACCUACUCCUGGAUGGCCCCUGAGGUCAUCAGGAUGUCCCUUUUUUCCAAAGGCAGUGACGUUUGGAGCUACGGCAUCUUGCUGUGGGAGUUGCUAACAGGGGAGGUGCCUUACAGAGGAAUCGACGGCCUGGCCGUUGCUUACGGUGUGGCCGUCAAUAAAUUAACCUUACCCAUCCCCUCCACCUGCCCUGAACCCUUCGCCAGGCUCAUGGAAGAGUGUUGGGACCAGAACCCGCACGUGCGCCCCUCCUUCUCCUGCAUCCUGGAGCAGCUGUCGGCCAUCGAGGAGGCGGUGAUGGCCACCAUGCCGCAGGACUCCUUCCACAUCAUGCAGGACGACUGGCGCGUGGAGAUCCAGGAGAUGUUUGACGAGCUCAGGACCAAAGAGAAGGAGCUGCGUUCGCGUGAAGAGGAGCUGACGCGGGCCGCCCUGCAGCAGAAGUCCCAAGAGGAGCAUCUGAAGCGGCGCGAGCAGGAGCUGGCCGAGCGCGAGAUCAACGUUCUGGAGCGGGAGCUCAACAUCCUCAUCUUCCAGCUCAACAAGGACAAGCCCAACGUCAAGAAGCGCAAGGGCAAGUUCAAGCGCUCCCGCCUCAAGCUCAAGGAUGGCAACCGCAUCAGCUUGCCUUCAGACUUCCAGCACAAGAUCACAGUGCAGGCGUCGCCCUCCAUGGACAAGAGGCGGAGCCUGCACAGCACCAGCUCCUCUCCCCCCAGCAGUCCCACACUCAUCCCCCGCCUACGAGCUAUUCAGCUCACGCAGGACGAGAGCAACCGCACGUGGGGUCGCAGCGCCCCCUCAAGGCCGGAGGAGUUUGACGACGUCAGGAGAGGCAUCAAGAAGAAGGGGAGAACUUGGGGCCCCAACUCAGUGCAGAGCAAGGAGAGACCUGCUGUCACAGAGAGAGUACGUCCCCUCUCAGAUGGCAGCAAUCCUUGGUCCACCAGUCUGAUGAAGUCGCAGAAGUCUGUCCCCCUCGCCGCUCUCUUUGCCGAACAAGCAGGGAGCAGUAAAGACGAGGCCUUUCCUCAGGAGUGUCCCGACAGCAGCUCCAAACCAAAGCAGCUCAAGUUCCCCAACCAGGUGUACCUGGAUCUACCUCUGUGGCGGGACGAACCGCAGCCUCCCUGCGCCUGCGGGGAGGGCGGGCCCGGGCCGGCGGCUCAGGGCUGCCCGGCCGACGGUCCCGAGGACCCCUACACCACCACGUCCACGUCCUCCGCCUCCACCACCCCGCAGCUCACGCCCACCAACAGCCUGAAGAGGGUGACGGCCCGCCGCAAGACGGAUUCCGUGCUGUACGGCUGCGGCUCGCUGCUGGCCUCCGUCGUGCUGGGCUACGACAUCCGCGAGGCGCUCAAGAACGCUCAAGAUGACAGCGAGCUGCCGCGGGAGGAGAAGAAGAAAAAGGAGGGCCUGUUUCAGAGGGCCACCCGCUUCCGCCGCAGUACCUCCCCGCCGAGCGGCGGCCGCCCCCGUAAGGAUGAGGGUUCGCCGGGCCACGCCCCCAACCCCCACGCCAACCUGGUCUCCAUGUCGGCCAUCGUGGAGUGUCAGUCCACCAAGUGUCUGCUACAGUCGGAGGCCGAGGUGUCACGCUGCGGCCCCGCCAAGGUGGACCUUGUACCUGUCACUCAUCACGUCGAGAUGCUUCGGCCUACCUUGCCAUCGCCUGCUGAAAAAAAGCAGACGCCAAAAACCCAAAGCCGACAGUCGGAGGUUAUGAACCAUAACACGGGGACACGCCUCCGCAGAAAAAAGUACAACAAUCAUGAUGCUAACGGGAUCCCCAGCCUGCCGCCCCCCGCCGCCCCCAAGAAAACCAGGAACACGCGGCCCGUGUCCUUCUGGGCCAAGCCGCAUACUCGAGGCCUGGUGGCCCGCCUGGGCAAGAGCUACUCACUGGGCCACUACUCUGGCGAGAAGGCGGCGCAGGCCUGCUCGCUGCUGGACAUGGACGCCGAGGGCCAGAAUCGCGACUGCACCGUGCCGCUGUGCCGCAUCCAGAGCUCGCCGGCCAGGCCCAGCGUCUACGAGCUGGAGAACGACUUCCUUUCCUAGCGUUCACGUACGGGGUCCUACAGAUGCUGUUCACACUGCCUUUAGUUUCGCAUCAGGUUAGUCCAGAACAGGGGUGUCAAACUUGUCGUCAUCACGAGCCAAUAAUAGCAACCAAAAUGGUUGAAAAAAUAAUCAUGGCAUUUGAUCAUGAAUCAGUUUUUCUAUGAGAACUUUUUGUUGGAGGAAAAAUGGACUGGACCCGUUUGACACCCGUGCUCUCGAACGUAGAGCUUUAGACAUGAUUCUUUUCCACACUUUGUCGUCGGUGCAGCUUAACGUUGACCGCGCUGCAGCGCUCACAAGACAUUCUGGUAUUUAUAUAUCUAUUUUUUAUCCGUAAUUUAAUGGCAGAACUGUACAUGCACAUGUACAAUGAUGAGGUCAUCUCUUGAUUUCGGGCUAGUAUGUAAAUAUUCCUUUGCAUCUCGCUGCUCGCUCAGUGGCGCUUCCAGAUGCAAACGACAGCCUUCCUUUGCUGUCCUCUGUAUCCGAAGCGCCACCUGCAGGCGCUUGAAGGAAGCGCAGGUUGAAAAGCAUUUCAAUGAAGGAGUCCCAAGGAAAACAAAUGUCACUUUUUGAAUCUUUUUGGAAACGUGACGACUUUUCCGACGCGGUCCCGAAGAUUUUGUGUUGUCACAGUGUCAUGUGACCUGCGCGCCCCAUGCAAGCCAACCUCUAUUUUGUUUUGAAACCCUCAAAAAAGCUCAACAUGAGGCUUUUCGUGGAAUCUUUGAAAGCAGCCACUAGAAUGGCUUCCUCAGGAUCAACUAAAGGGCUCCAUUUUGUAUUUUCUAGUUCACCGCAUGCACCGCGAGGACGGACUAUGCAGUCUCAAGGAGCGCUUGCUUCCCACCGUUUGAGGCGGCUGCUCUCAUUUUGAGAAAAUGAUCUCAUGCGUUUUCUAUGAUGUCCUCGAAUGGAUGUGUGUAAAUACGACUGAUAUUUUCAAAUCACUUUGAUGAAUUUGACAAUGUGAAUUCUCCUUAAUCCGACUCUAAUGAAUAUCGACCCAGAUGUCAAUUAAUUUCCGCAAAAAGAGGUGCUCCCUCCCUCUAAUAUUUGGCCGCCAUUUUGUAUCCAGUUAUCAAGGGAAACAAAACGCCUUCCUGACAUUUGAACUUUGUUGCUAAUUGAAACAGCAGGACCUACCAUGAGCCAAUCGGUGGGUGUCGCUUCAGACAAAGCCCUGGAAAAUGGGAAGCAACUAUUUUCAUUCAGUCACCGUUUAUUGUUAACCAAAACAGUAGCACCUACUGUGCCCAAAUUAGUUGUUGCGUGCCACUUGAGAAAACGCCCUCAAAUAAAUUUCAAAUGGGAAUAGAAAGAAACCUGUAAUUGUUUCUAUUCAGACGCUCUUGUGAACAAAUGCACGUUUGGACGCCAUUGCAACUCUUGCUAACCAAAACAGUAGAACCUAAACUUAAACUCAACAUAGUUGAUGGGCACUAACGCCUCCCUCAAAUAAAUCCGAUCAACAUAAACACCGUGUGUGCGUGUUGAACCCGCGAGCCAGCCGAUGUGAAGUGAGCAAACAUUCCGUUGUCAAUGUUUUUUUUUUUUUGUAUUUCCUCGGUCGGAGCUUCUGCCAAGUGGACCAAAAUGAAAGAAAAAAAGAGAGACGUCGCUUGAGGACAUUGUGGUGUGUUUGUGGCGGACCAAAAUGCCAGCGGCUGCUUGUGUUUGUUAGAUGUGUACUUGUGUGCUUGAGAAAGACUCCGAGUGACGUUGGGCUUUUGCGCUUCCGAUCGGAUGAGACAAACUACGCAAAGUACUACACUCUGUCCACUGUGCCUUUCAGUGAUUUUUUUUAUUCUUAUCAUUAUUAUUAUUACAGUAUUUCAUUGCCAGAUUGAUCAAGAGUAUCAACAUUUUUCAAUAAAGUUGAAAUUAAGACUUGA
Molecule: messenger RNA, 5761 nt
Organism: Syngnathus typhle (broad-nosed pipefish)
Lineage: Eukaryota; Metazoa; Chordata; Actinopteri; Syngnathiformes; Syngnathidae
Gene: map3k21
Product: mitogen-activated protein kinase kinase kinase 21
Exons: 10
Coding region: 891-3863 (990 amino acids)
Biological process (GO): protein phosphorylation
Molecular function (GO): protein binding; ATP binding; JUN kinase kinase kinase activity
Source: RefSeq, a predicted model, not a curated record